Molecule: messenger RNA, 1077 nt
Organism: Salarias fasciatus (jewelled blenny)
Lineage: Eukaryota; Metazoa; Chordata; Actinopteri; Blenniiformes; Blenniidae
Product: prolactin-releasing peptide receptor-like
Exons: 3
Coding region: 1-1077 (358 amino acids)
Biological process (GO): G protein-coupled receptor signaling pathway
Cellular component (GO): neuron projection; plasma membrane
Molecular function (GO): neuropeptide binding; neuropeptide Y receptor activity
Source: RefSeq, a predicted model, not a curated record
AUGGAUACAUUCGUGGACGAAGACUUUGGAAUGACCCACAACAUCAGCCAUGAAACUGGACAAGACAACCUUGAAGAUGUCAAAAGACUGAACCACAGCUUGGAUAUGUUCGUAGGCAUGGAGGUUCUCCAGCGGCUGAAGCCUCUGUUCUUGCCGCUCUACAGCGUCGUAGUGGUCGUCGCUGUUGUUGGGAACCUAUUCCUGUUGGCCUGCAUCUUGGCUGACAAGAAACUUCAUAACGCCACAAACAUUUUCAUUGGUAAUUUAGCAGCUGGCGACCUGCUGAUGUGUUUGAGUUGUGUUCCACUUACUGUGUCUUAUGCCUUUGACAGCCAUGGCUGGGCUUUUGGAAGACCCCUCUGCCAUUUGGUCCCCUUGCUUCAAUGUGCCACAGUGUUUGCGUCAGUGCUUUCACUCACUGCCAUUGCUGUGGACCGCUACAUCGUUGUAGCUCACCCCGUCCGGAGGAGGAUCUCUGUUUGGGGUUGUGGUGCAGUGACUCUCGGGGUCUGGCUUUUAUCUCUGGCUCUGGCCGCACCGCCAUCCCUUUAUACACGUUACCUGGACCUGCGGCCCACCGGCGUUGACCUGGUCGUGUGUGAGGAAUUCUGGCCCAACAGUGGAAAUCUGCGGCUGCUUUACUCCUGCUUCAUCCUCAUAGCCACCUACAUGAUCCCGCUGCUGUCAGUCAGCGUGUCCUACUGCGCCAUCACCAUCAGCCUGAAGCGCUACUCGGUACCCGGGGAGCCGUCCAGCAGUCAGCAGCGCUGGAGCCAGAGGAGGAAGAAGACCUUCCUGCUGCUGGUGGCCUCAGUGCUCGCCUUUGCCCUGUGUUGGCUGCCUCUGCAGGUGCUGAACCUGUUGCUGGAUUUGGACCCAAACUUCCAUAUCAUAGGAAAGCGCUACAUAAACGUGCUGCAGGUCUGCUGUCAUUUAGUGGCCAUGAGCUCUGCGUGCUACAACCCCUUCAUCUACGCCUCCCUGCACAGCAAGGUGCGCAUGCACCUGAAAGGCUACCUCUGCCCAUGCCGCAAGCGCCAGAGUGGAAUGGUGGAGACGGGAACAUCCAGGAGAUGA